CUUCACUUUCCCUCUUCUUAUUAUACACAACAUAUAUGCCCUUUCUUAUCCUCUCUAAAACAUCCUGUUCAAGCAUUAAAUCAAGUGGUACAAUCAUGUCAUCAUCAAAAGUUUGGAGCAAAGAAGAGGAUAAAGCCUUUGAGAAUGCCAUUGCCACCCACUGGAAUGGGGAUUCCAAACAACAAUGGAAUAAAAUUGCUUCACUUGUACCCACCAAAACCAUUCCAGAGUUGAAACAACACUACCAAUUACUUGUUGAAGAUGUUGAUGACAUUGAAGGUGGACUCAUUCCCAUUCCCAAGUAUCUUGGAGAGGAAUCAUCUUCAUCUUCCACCAAAGACAGCAAUCAGCACGGCUCGAAUUCAAAUCGACGUUCGUCUUGCAAUUACGCUAACGGGAUUUCUGGGUUCGCCCAUGAUUCCACUGGCCAAGGUGGCGGAAAAGGGAAUUCAAAAGCGGAACAAGAACGUCGGAAAGGGAUUCCAUGGACAGAAGAAGAGCAUAGGCUGUUUUUACUAGGAUUGGACAAGUUUGGUAAAGGAGAUUGGAGAAGCAUUUCAAGAAACUAUGUGAUAUCAAGAACACCAACACAAGUUGCAAGCCAUGCCCAAAAAUACUUCAUAAGAUUGAACUCCAUGAAUAGAGACAGAAGGCGAACGAGUAUUCACGACAUUACAAGCGUUAACAAUGGUGACGUCUCUUCGUACCAAAUCCCAAUCACGGGUGGUACAAACCCAUCAAAUGGUUCAACGGUUGGCGCGCCCAUGAAACAUAGGCCCCACCAACCGAGUAUGCCGCCAGGCAUGGGUAUGUAUGGAGCCCCAAUGGGCCAAGUGGUUGCCGCCACCCCUGGCCAUAUGCCGUCGGCAGUUGGCACUCCGGUGAUGAUGCCUCACAGCCACCAUCUGCCGUAUGUUAUGCCGGUGGCGUACCCGAUGGCCCCACCACCAACAAUGCAUCAAUAAUUCAUGGAUUCUCAGUCAUAGUGCUAAAAUUUGACAAUGCAGUCCAAAUGAGCUUUUCUUUCACAGAAAAAUUGGCAUUGUGAAAGGCUCAUCAGGACAAAAAGUAGGACCACAGCAACUUUUUAAUGAUCAGUUUCUGUUGGGUCAAGAAUUUUCAACAGCAGAUGUACAUUUUUUCAGUCUUACAAACUUUCUACAUUGCAAUAAUUUGUACCAGCAAGAAUAAUGCUAAAUGAUUUGUACCACUUGCAAUGAAAAGUUGUACCAUACUCUGAAUUUGUGAA
Molecule: messenger RNA, 1249 nt
Organism: Helianthus annuus (common sunflower)
Lineage: Eukaryota; Viridiplantae; Streptophyta; Magnoliopsida; Asterales; Asteraceae
Product: transcription factor MYBS1
Exons: 2
Coding region: 36-965 (309 amino acids)
Molecular function (GO): DNA binding
Source: RefSeq, a predicted model, not a curated record